AUGGAGAAGAGCAGCUACGCCAUGGCCAAGUUUGGUCUGGAGGCCAGGGAGGCAAUGCCGAAGAGGGACUGCAGUUUUUACAUGAAAUACAUCUUCCUCUUCACCUCCCUCAUCCAGUUCCUCAUCAUCCUGGGGCUAGUGCUAUUCAUGGUGUACGGCAACGCACAGGCGGGCACCGACACACACCUUCGGCUGCUGGAGGAAGAGCUGCAGGAGCGCUAUGGCAAGAUCCUCACCCUGAGUGGCAGGAACAUCAACCUGACCCGCAUCCUCAAUGCCACCCUCAAGGAGAAGCAAGGUCUCCAGGCCCUCGCUGUGAAGGUGCAACGGGACCUGGAUAAGUGCAACAGCACCCAGGCACCCAACUCCAUCCCCAAGCUACAGGAGAUGAUGAAGAUAAUCUUCUACCAGAAGACCAAGCUGGACGAGUGCCACAUGACCAUCAGCCUCAUCAAUGCCAGCUGCAGCGCCGAAAAGGCACUGCUGCGGAGCCAACUGGACCAGACCACCCUGGGCAAGAAGGAGCUGGAGGAAAACUGCCGGCGGGCAGGCGCAGCGCUGACCAAAGCCACGCAGGAGCAGGAGAGCUGCCAGCAGGAGCUGACCACCACUCGCACCCUCCACGACUCCACCAAAACCCACCUGGAGCUGCUGCGGAGCGAGUGCAGCUCCCUGCGGGCCGACAUGAGCUAUAGCUUCCAGCGCAUCAAGGAGGCGGCCGCCAGCAGCCCCUACACAUGCAAGGCCAUCCAGGAGCAGCUCAACUGGUUGACGGGGCAGACGGAGAAGUUUUUCCUCUGGCAGCAAGAGCGAGAGACGAAAUACGUGGGGAAGAGUGUCUGCGACAUGAACCUGCUCCAAUGCCGCCUCAACUGCUCGCGGGAGAAACAGGAGCUGGAGAAGCGGCUGCAGGAGGUGCAGAGCCAGGUGAAGGGCGGGCAGGAGGAGAGGAAGAAGCUGCUGGGGGAGAAGGAGCAGCUGGGCAAGGAGCUGGAGGAGAAGGGCAAGGCCGCUGCACAGGCCGGGUACCUCAGGGAGCAGCUCAACAUCUGCAUGGGCUCCAAGGUGAGCAGCUCAACAUCUGCAUGGGCUCUAAGACCUUUGCACAUUCACCUUCCCUUCACCCAUAUGGACGCCUUCUUCGACAUCCCGGGCUCGCGGGGGCCGGGGGGCAGCGGGCGCCCAGGCCCCUUCCCCAGCACUGGCUCCUACGCUGAUGCCCUGAGGAACCAGGGCAUUUUUGGGAACAUGG
Messenger RNA from Mesitornis unicolor (brown roatelo), 1252 nucleotides. RefSeq names its product plasmalemma vesicle associated protein (gene PLVAP). Gene Ontology annotation, biological process: regulation of vascular permeability; positive regulation of cellular extravasation. Gene Ontology annotation, cellular component: caveola. The record is from RefSeq and is a predicted model, not a curated record. The transcript has 5 exons. Lineage: Eukaryota; Metazoa; Chordata; Aves; Mesitornithiformes; Mesitornithidae. The annotation marks the transcript as partial.